Cyphellophora attinorum is the source of this 342-nucleotide messenger RNA. RefSeq lists its product as uncharacterized. The transcript is spliced from 2 exons. Bases 1 to 342 code for a protein of 113 amino acids. The record is from RefSeq and is a predicted model, not a curated record. Lineage: Eukaryota; Fungi; Ascomycota; Eurotiomycetes; Chaetothyriales; Cyphellophoraceae.
AUGUCGUCCGCCGAGGCCCAGAUCAAGAAGACGCUGGAGGCGUAUCGCGACGCCCUAGUCGCCUCUGAUGCCACAGGCUGCUCCUCCCUGUAUGUCAGCGACGGCGUCGUCAUGGCUCAAGGCUUUCCAUCCCAGCUCGACGUCGAAUUCAGCUUCCACGAAAUUGUCAUCGUGUCGGACAAGUACGGCUUCGCUCGCACUUCGUCCGUUGGUACCCAGAGGGUGCUAGGGACUGGGAAAGUGAGCAACGAGGGGAACCAGGAGUUGUUUGUCAUGGAGAAGCAGGGCGACGAUUGGAAGAUUGGCAGAUAUUGCUUCUCAACAACGAAAGGCCCAGCGUGA